UCUAGACCCAACACUCAAUCCUUUGCCUACUUUAUCAAUCCCUCGCCUGCUUCACAUCCAAGUUCUUCCGCCAUAGACCCAACCACCCAAUCCCUUAAUCUUGAUUCGAAAAUCAAAAUGGACCCCUCCCUCGUGAAGAUCCCGCCCAUGAAAGACCUAACCGUGGACAACAUCACGGAGAACGUGAUCCGCAUCAACUCACUCUGCCGCGACGAGCGGAUGAAAUACGUCCUCGAGCGGCUAGUCACACACCUGCACGACUUCGCGCGCGAAACGCGGCUCAGCACCACCGAAUGGAUGACGGGGCUGCAAUUCCUGACGGAAGUCGGGCAGAUCUGCACCGACGUGCGGCAAGAAUUCAUCCUCCUCUCGGACAUUCUCGGUCUGUCGCUACUGGUCGACUCCAUCGACCACCCCAAGCCCCGCGGCAGCACCGAAGGCACGGUGCUCGGGCCGUUCCACACGCACGAAGCCGAGGAGCUGGCCGCCGGCGCCUCCAUGUCGCACGAUCCGCACGGCCAGCCGUUGCUUGUGGUGUGCACCGUCAAAGACACGGCCGGGAACCCGGUCCCCGACGUGAAGGUCGAUAUCUGGGAGACCGACUCGACGGGGCAUUAUGAUGUGCAAUACCCCAAUCACGAGGGUCCCGACGGCCGGUGCAUCAUGCGCAGCGACGCGGACGGCGUCUUCUGGUUCCGCGCCAUCACGCCCGUGCCCUACCCCAUUCCGCAUGAUGGGCCCGUUGGACGGCUUCUGAAGAAGCUGGGUCGGCAUCCGUUUCGGCCGAGUCAUAUGCAUUUCAUGUUUGAGAAGGCUGGGUUUGAUCAUUUGAUUACGGCGCUGUACCUCCGGAACGAUCCGUACGAGACCUCGGAUGCUGUCUUUGGGGUGAAGGAUUCGCUGGUUGUGGAUAUUGGGACGGCGGGGCCGGAGGUUGCGGAGAAGUAUGGGGUGGAGGAGGGGCAUGCGCUGCUUCGGUAUGAGUUUGUGUUGGUUUCUGAUGAGGAGACGAGGGCGUUGCGGGCGAGGAAUUCGAAAGAGGCGCUCGAUCGGCUGGGGAGGAGGGUGAAGAUUGUGAAUGGGUUGCCUGUGCCUGAUUUGGAUUGA
Molecule: messenger RNA, 1107 nt
Organism: Aspergillus homomorphus CBS 101889
Lineage: Eukaryota; Fungi; Ascomycota; Eurotiomycetes; Eurotiales; Aspergillaceae
Product: intradiol ring-cleavage dioxygenase
Exons: 2
Coding region: 118-1107 (329 amino acids)
Biological process (GO): catechol-containing compound metabolic process
Molecular function (GO): catechol 1,2-dioxygenase activity; ferric iron binding
Source: RefSeq, a predicted model, not a curated record